Molecule: messenger RNA, 1389 nt
Organism: Colletotrichum orchidophilum
Lineage: Eukaryota; Fungi; Ascomycota; Sordariomycetes; Glomerellales; Glomerellaceae
Exons: 4
Coding region: 1-1389 (462 amino acids)
Source: RefSeq, a predicted model, not a curated record
AUGUGCACUCUUCACGAUAACAUCCAGGCCUGGCUUUUGAAUCUACCCAAGGAUCACGAAAUACCCUUCAACGCGUCUCCGACGACAACCCGCAAGCGCAAGCGACUAACCAGCCAUGCCCUCACCCCUCCGGGCUCCGACGACGAACAAGGGCAUGCGACGAUCAUGACUGAUCAAAGCGGAGGAGGGCCUCUCACGCCGCAAAAGCGCCAGCGUCUCAUACCUGCCGGCGGAUACCAAUUCAACCCCGAAGACAAUACCGAAACCCCUCGUGCGGUGCGACCAGGCGAUUCCGUCUCCUGCGAUGGUAGCAGCGUAUCUCUAAGUGCGGGCAGCGGUGCAUACUCCGUGGCCUCAUCAUCGCGACCUAGUCGCUCCAAGUCGCCCACGAAACGAUUCAGCAUAGCAGAAAUCAGCAAGAACCCGAUCAAGGUCUAUGCGCUAGAUUCCAUAAGGACACUCGAGAACAUCGACGCCAGGCCUGGUGCGGGGAGCCUACGAGAGUCUCUCAGCAUUAUCUCCAGGAUCGCGAAAAGUAGAGGAAUCGUCCCUAACAGCGAUGUGGAUUCAAUUCGAUGUUCCAACCCCGAGAUAGAUCUCGACGACGAUGCUGUUUACGAUGUGAGCGAUAUCCACGUUAAACGAUACGGACCGGUACCUUCGUUCGCGGAGGUGAAUGCUAUUGUCCAGACAUCGCAGUACGGCAUUGCGGAAAAGUUUGACGAGGCCAGCUGGGAUCGUGAAGUGCACUUCCGUGUACUCGCCCUGUCUUUGCGGCGUCCUCUCGCGCCUGCUAGAGAUGGCCUGAUCAAUUUCGCACCUUCAACGACAGCUGCAAUCCACCACAAGCUGAUCAAAGAUAUGCCGCCUCGUAUGGUCGACUUCUGUGUCUUUAUUGAUCCGGAAUCAACAAGUACAGAACACAAGCCUAUUGUCACUGAAGCCAUUGAUCGUAUGCGGCACAUGUCUGGCUACUCGUCCAUCAACCACACGUCUCACUUUCUCUUUCGCAAUAAGCCCAUCUCGUUGAGCAUCGAGUCUAAGCAGCGCGGUUCUAGCCAGGAUGACGCACAUUUGCAGAUCGGGACAUGGCAUGCUGCACAAUGGACUUACCUGGAUCGCCUUGCACAAAUUCAAGGGGCCACAUUACAAGGCUUGGCUUUCCUUCCGGGUCUUAUUGUUCAAGGAGAGGACUGGCAUUUCGUAGCCUCCACGAGAGAGGGAGCCAGUACACUGCUGUGGUCCAAGAAGAACAUAGGCUCGACCACGAACCAUGAAGGAGUUUACCAGGUUGUCCGGGUAAUUCAAUACCUUGCCUGGUGGACGGAGACGGUAUAUUGGCCCUGGUUUUCGUCGAUCAUCCUCGGAGCUUCAGCGAGUGGGCCAUGA